Messenger RNA from Neodiprion virginianus, 3203 nucleotides. RefSeq names its product mediator of RNA polymerase II transcription subunit 15-like. NCBI's taxonomy places the organism in Eukaryota, Metazoa, Arthropoda, Insecta, Hymenoptera, Diprionidae. The coding region runs from base 62 to 2224 and encodes 720 amino acids. The transcript is spliced from 3 exons. The record is from RefSeq and is a predicted model, not a curated record.
UGACGAGGAACUCGUCUGAGGACAACAUUCACUCCGCGGAUUCCUUACUUACAUUCACGCCAUGUGGCUACUCGUAUUAGCAGGUCUGUUGGCGGUUUCCGCCGGCAAGGAAAGCAGCGGUCCAUCGUCAUCUUCAUCCGUCGCUGCUACGGCAGAGAAGAGUUCGUCGAGUCCCGACGAUCUCGUGCUCCUCGAGAUCGACUUGAAGGACCCGGCCAAACGGUCCCCGGUAACAGCAACGGCCGUCUACGGUGCCUCUCCAAGUCAAUACGUGAUCAGACACGGUGACGAAAGUCAAGAGUUGACACCGGAAUACUUGGGCCUGCUUCAGCAGUACACUCAUACCCAGCAAGCACCACAGCCUCAGGCCCGUCGACCACUCCCAGCCUAUGCCAAACAACAACAGCAACUUCAGCAGGCCUACCAAAACUCUCGAGUGCCGGCGGUCGCCCCGCCUAGACCCAGAGCCCAGCUCCACCCUCAAGCACUGGCCCAGGCCGAGGCGGCGGCCCAGAUCCAGGCCCAAAUUGACGCUCAGUCCCGCGCCGAGGCCCUGCAAGCAGCGCGACACGGAGCCAGCUCGUCGGCCGCUCCGACCUACGUGGACCCCAAACUCGGUUCCUUCGAGCAAGAGCUCCUUCAGCUGGUGUCCGCUAAUCAGGCCCAGGAGUUCAAGCUGGCUCGCGGGCCUGCCGAGGCCGGACCCAGAUACGUUGAGCAGACCUACGCCGAUCAGCUUCCGGAACAGUACCAUGUCGAGACCAGUGCGGGAAGGUACCAGCAGCCGUCGGUCCAGGCGGCAUAUCAGACCCAGGAAGACGUGAGCCAGAUCCAGUACCAGGCCCCACGCUAUCAACCCAAACAGGCCAAGGCUUUCAGGCCCUCUCCACGGUACCAGGAUCCCCAAGAACAGGUGAACCUCAAGGCUCUCCAGCAACAGGCUGAGGCCCAAGCGAUAGCUCAGGCCCAGGCUGAGGCUCAGGCCCAGGCACUUGCCUUCCAGAGGAUAUCGCACGCUUCGCACAACAAGCAUCAACAGUCGGCAUUGGAUCAGAUCCGUUUGAACAACGAACAGCACAGACAGGCCGUUAUUGCCGAAGAGGCCCGAGUGAGGAGCGAGCAACAGCGGCAGACGAACGCGCUCGAGCAGAUCCAGCACGGGGCUCACGUCAGCGAAGCCGGACAGGCCCACCUUGCCGCUCAGGCUGAGGAGCAGGCCCACCCCAGACCAGUCGACCACGAGGCCCAGCUGAAGGCCCAGCUGAAGGCUCAGGCCCAUGCCGAGGCGGCGGCGGCCCGACGGGCCCAAGAAGCUGCCGAGUUCAAGGCCCACGCUGAUGCCAUCCGCAACCUUCAGGCCCAGCAACAGGCCCACGUCAAGGCCCAGGAGGACGCACACCGCAACGCACUCGCUCUAGAGCGCAACCAGCUUCGCGCUCAGGCCCAAGCUCAGGCCCUGGCUCAGGCCCAGGCCGAGGCUCUCUACAAGCACCAGCAGCAGGUUCGAGCCAAGGCCCACGGCGAAGCCCAGGCUGCCGCGCGUGCCCAGACCGAGGCCCGAAAGACGGACCCAAACGCCCCUGUGGUUCAGUACCUCCUCCCCACCUCAGUCCCACUCCCCCCACCCAACAGCUACUUCACCAACGAGCAGAUCCAGAAGUACGCGACCUCGGCUUCUUCCUACGUUCCUCGCUCAACGCAGACACCCAAGGCCCAGGAUGAGCAGAGCUACGCUCAGCAGCAGGUCAACCAGCCCCGUCAGGCCCACAAGUACAAGGCCCAGCCCCAGUCCUCGAUCUACGUCUCGCAGUCCGGCAUCGCCAAGAAGGCCCCCGUCAAGUCUCUCACCAUUGAGGAGAUCAUUGAGCAGGAUCAGCAGAGCAGUCCCCAAGUCGUACGGCUCCCGAGUUUGACUGGGCCUCAGUCCCUCACUCAGGAGGAUGUCGCAGCUCUGAUCAGCGCCGGCUACUCCGUCACUCCGGUUCCCCCAGCGAAACCAGCGCAGAGAACCGCAUAUCCUGACCCCGAAAACUCGUCCGUAGGUUAUUAUAAGAAACAACGCAGUCCCGAGUAUGGAUACGAUGAGGCCCAGGUCUCGACCGCGCAGAGAAGGCCCGCCAGGAGGCAGAGGCUUCAUCAAGUAGCCGAAGAAACCGAUUCUAGCGCCAGCGAAAAGGUCCUCUACGUUCUUAGGAGCGACGAAAUAAGUGACGCUAAGGAGUGAAGAAAUCUCGCCGGCAUAAUAUGUAGAAAAUACGAUCUCGAUGGACGGAAUUAUCGCACCGCGGUUGCUUGAUUUGGGUGCUUGCUUCUUCUCUUUUUUCAAUAUUCCGAAAAGUUUUUUAUUGCAAUGGUUGAGUCUCGAGAGGUUCGAAGAAACGUUACGUCGAAAACUUAGUCGAUCAUCAGUUACCUGGGGAUCGAAAUAAUUAUCGAUUUAAAAUCAUGAUCGUCGGGAAUUUAAUUUUAUAGAAAUUUUGAAUGGGAUUUGGAUUAGAAUUUAUCGCAAUUUUUGAGAGAAAAAUCGGAAACUUAUCACCUGACCGCAGACUACGCUUUUUUGACUCGAGGCGAUGAGUUGUAACUGAAAACAACAUUUGUUUUCCUUAGUUUGACACAAAUACAAUAUGAAAAAAAAAAAAAAAUUCAUUCGAUCAUCCAAAUAAAUUAUAGACAAUUUAUUUCCAAGAAGAGGGAAAAUCCUUGUUCAAUCAGAUUUUCAUUCACUCGCGAUUGAAUAAAAUUUUCCUCUACCAAAUCUCAAUUUUCUUUUAAUUUUACAUUCGAAUGAAUUUUUUUUUUUCAACCUAGAGAUGAAAUUAUAAUAUAGGCAAACCAAUGUUAUGCACCAAACUGCCACAUUAUUUUCGCGGGAAAAGAACUUUUUUCGCUCUCUUUUCGCGAUUUUUAUUUACACUCUAUUUUAAUUUUAGAUCAUGUGUGUGUUUAUUUUAAUUGCAUUUUUGUUUUUUUUUUUUUUUUUAUCGAUCAACUUUUAGUAAUAAGUUAUAUAAACUUUCGCUAUUUUUGUACUAUCUGAAAUCACGCGGAGAAGAUGAGGGGGAAGGAUAUAACCUGUGUACACGGUGACGCUGCUGAAAACUUGAAAAAUAAACUAUAUUUAUACACAUAAACGUACUUGAUACACGUCUGUAAAUAUCUUAUAAAAAAAAUGUUUGCCAAUAAAAUUGUUAAAAAUCUGU